Messenger RNA from Formica exsecta, 1041 nucleotides. RefSeq lists its product as uncharacterized. NCBI's taxonomy places the organism in Eukaryota, Metazoa, Arthropoda, Insecta, Hymenoptera, Formicidae. The transcript has a single exon. The record is from RefSeq and is a predicted model, not a curated record. The coding region runs from base 1 to 1041 and encodes 346 amino acids.
AUGGAAGAAUUCCCUACUCUAACAGAAUUUUUAGAAUUUCUUACCAGUUGCAGUGCCUUUCUGGAAUCAGUGAGUCGUGCCAACCGCAAUCCUCAAUUUUCCUCUGCGAGCAAUGAUAAUCGAAGCAAUAGUAGAUUGCAUAACCAUGCAAGAAAUACAGCUCAAGCAUACGUUACAGCGAAUGCGUUGUCUUGUUCAAUAUGUUCGGAGAAUCAUAAGACACACGAAUGUAGUAUAUUGCGUGGAAUGUCGCCAGCGGACAGAAAUUCGGAAAUUAAAAGGAAGCGUUUAUGUAUUAAGUGCCUUAAGACAUUUCACGGUAGAAAUUGUAAGGCUCCCAGUUGUAAACAAUGUAAAGGUUAUCAUAAUACGCUAUUACAUAUUCCGAGUUCGGAAGAUUCACAAGUAUCAAAUGUUAAGGACAUAAGGUCUAAGCAAGAAAGUAAGUUAAUGUCCGCGGUUGCCAAUCACGCGCAGGAUCAGCCUUCUGUUGGUCUUAUUUUAAGCUCACCCUCCGUAGCAGUUAAUAAUUGCAGCACGCAAAAACUACCUCAGGUGUUACUCUCCACAGCUGUUAUAUUGGUGCGCGAUGAUUACGGUGCCCUACGCGAAUGUCGCGCCCUUCUUGACAGCGGGUCGCAAUCCAAUUUCAUUACUAAAAGUUGCAGUAAAUUAUUAGGUAUAAAACCGGAAACUAUUAACACGACUGUUUUAGGCAUCAGUAGCUCAUCCAUAAACGCAGCGCAGCAAAUAACCACCACAAUAAAAUCGCGAACAAGCACUUUCCAGGGUAAACUGCCCUUCAUGAUCAUCCGCAAAAUCACUGAGAGCUUGCCAACUGUAGAAUUAGAUAAAGGAAAUCUACAAAUUCCUUAUGAUAUUCAGUUGGCUGAUCCUCAGUAUCAUAUCCCAGCAGAGAUAGAUAUCUUAUUAGGCGCGUCUAUCUUUUGGGAGUUGCCAAAUUCGGCCACCAGGACAAACGCUCAUAUUGCAGGAGACCCUACUUGGAUGGAUCAUAGCUGGGCAAACCCAAUCAAAUGA